AUGGCUCAAAAAACCGUCGAUAGCAAGUUUUCGGAACUUGCAACUCAAUGUAUGACAACGCUAGACGAUCUCAUCAAUAAGGUUCCCAGCUCAACAGCAGAUGGAAGUCAUGUCUUGGCCGUUGACUUCCGCGGAAGGUUUCGGGUCUGGGCAGCAGACAUUGGAGCGCUGCAGUUGCCAUCAUCUCCAAAAUCUCCAGAUACCCGCGUCAGAGCGGCUAGCCAAAUGGGUUCGAGCAUUGUAUCUGGCCUUGUGAGAAUCAAUGAAUCGGGAACUACUGGAGUCAUCGAGAUCCUAAUAACGAUCAUAGCGCUCAAGAUUCUGACGGGCGAUUUGCCAAACAGACAAAGAUACACAACCCGUAAUGGUCGUUCCGAAAUAGAGAAAGACGAGCUGAGAGAACUGUUGAAGAAUAUUCAAUCAGCAGUUGAUCAUCUGUUCGAGCUCUCAAUUAUUCUUAGGAGACAUAAACCGCGAGGUCGUACGCUGCAUAUCGCCUUUGAACCCAGUACGUCUUCUCAAGACAUUACAAACGUUGGCGACAGAUAUCCGAAAGCGAGAAAUAAGUCUUGGCUGCUGCAACGUCUUGGUAAUGCUGUCAGCAUGCGCAGACAAUACAUACAGUACAGACAGAACCAUCGUCCCGGUCGGCCUGAGGGCAAAGGGAAGAAAAUCGGAGGUGCAGCGACGUCGAAAGCCACGACUUUCCUGGAGCCUGAAGACUUGUUGAGGUCCAUGCGAGCGUUCUCAAUACACACAUCCGUAACUUCAAUGGCGAGCAGCUUUGGCAUAAACGAAGACGGACAAAGCCUACGUGUCCCGCCGUUAACGGACAUGGUAUUGAAUGGCGUUGCACUAAAAUAUGGGGAAAAGUUUGAGUGUCCUUACUGCAGAACAAAAUGCAUGGUGGAAACACGAGACGAAUGGAAAAAGCAUGUUUUCUCAGACCUUCAGCCGUACGUCUGCACGUAUGAAGAUUGUGAACAACCGUUGCAACUUUUCGACAGUCGAAAUGCUUGGAUUAGGCAUGAGAGGGAUGUUCACUGCCGUGAAUGGUUGUGCAUACUUUGUGACCGCUCAGCUUCUUUCCGAAAUCGUGGCCAACUUGAGGAACACAUCUCGACAUAUCACCAGGGUAAAGUCACAGCUAACCAACUCCCCGUGAUUCUUGAAGCUUGUGGGCGUCUGAGGUUAGAUGAUGCCAUGCCCUGUCCUCUAUGUAUGGAAUCGAUGUCCGAGCCAGCAUCGCCGAGUAGCCAUGAAUUGUAUGCAAACCAUCUGGCGAAACAUUUGCGGCAAAUAGCACUCGCGUCCAUUCCAAUCUACAUAGAAGGCCUGCACACCAGAGGGAACCCCGAUAUAAUUGAACCCAACAACGACGAGAAACUUCUGCGAAUCUGCGAUAGC
Messenger RNA from Colletotrichum gloeosporioides, 1407 nucleotides. RefSeq lists its product as uncharacterized. The annotation marks the transcript as partial. Lineage: Eukaryota; Fungi; Ascomycota; Sordariomycetes; Glomerellales; Glomerellaceae. The transcript is spliced from 3 exons. The record is from RefSeq and is a predicted model, not a curated record.